Sardina pilchardus (European sardine) is the source of this 2571-nucleotide messenger RNA. RefSeq names its product galactosylceramidase b (gene galcb). The coding region runs from base 38 to 2029 and encodes 663 amino acids. The record is from RefSeq and is a predicted model, not a curated record. The transcript is spliced from 17 exons. Gene Ontology annotation, cellular component: lysosome. NCBI's taxonomy places the organism in Eukaryota, Metazoa, Chordata, Actinopteri, Clupeiformes, Clupeidae. Gene Ontology annotation, molecular function: galactosylceramidase activity. Gene Ontology annotation, biological process: galactosylceramide catabolic process.
CUGGCAAGUGACAGUCGGACGCAGACGCACCAGAAAGAUGCCUUCCUCACUAACCGUGCUUUAUGUUUUGUAUAUGUGUUUCUACUUUUCUCGAAGUGAGGACUACGUACUUGAUGAUAAAUUAGGACGAACAUUUGACGGCAUUGGUGGUUUAAGUGGUGGGGGGGCAACAUCUCGCCUCCUUGUUAACUACGCUGAGCCAUAUCGUAGUCAAAUUCUGGACUACCUUUUCAAGCCAAACUUUGGGGCCUCUCUUCAUAUUUUGAAAGUUGAAAUAGGUGGUGAUGCUCAGAGUACAGAUGGAACGGAGCCCUCUCAUAUGCACUACGAGAAUGACGAGAACUACUACCGUGGCUACGAGUGGUGGCUGAUGAUGGAGGCUAAGAAGAGGAACCCCAAUAUAACACUCAUAGCUUUACCAUGGGCAUUUCCCGGAUGGGUUGGCCAUGGAGAGAACUGGCCCUAUGACUAUCCUGACAUAACGGCCAACUAUGUUGUGUCCUGGAUACUUGGUGCAAAGCGGUGCCAUAACUUGGAUAUAGACUAUGUUGGAAUAUGGAACGAGAGGCCAUUUAACAGCAAGUACAUCAAGCUCCUACGGUAUACGCUGGAUAAGAGUGGGCUAGACUCUGUGAAAAUCAUAGCCAGUGACAACCUGUGGGAACCCAUAGCAUCCGAGGUGCUUCACGACGAAGAGCUCAGCGCCGCUGUAGAUGUUAUUGGAGCGCACUAUCCCGGCACCACGACAUUAAUAGAUGCCUUGAAGACUGAGAAGACGUUGUGGGCGUCUGAAGACUACAGCUCUUUCAAUGAUGAAGUAGGAGGAGGAUGCUGGGCCCGCAUACUCAACCAGAACUAUGUCAACGGCGCCAUGACUUCAACUAUAUCUUGGAACUUGGUGGCGAGUUACUACGAGAGUCUGCCAUUCGGCCGAGAUGGUCUUAUGACCGCUGAGGAGCCAUGGAGUAGCAACUACGUUGUGAACUCGCCUAUCUGGAUAUCAGCCCACACCACCCAGUUCACCCAGCCUGGCUGGAGCUACCUGCAGACUGUCGGCCAUCUUAGGAAAGGGGGAAGUUACGUAGCUUUGACUGACCGCAAUGGCCAUCUCACAGUUGUCAUAGAAACCAUGACUCAUGACCACUCUAUUUGCGUAAGACCUCCUCUCGAUCCCUAUGCGGUCGCACCCCAGAAUGCCACAUUCCACCUGAAGGGAUCCUUUGCUUCCAUAUCGCAGCUUCAGUUGUGGAAGUCUCGGUUUGAUUUCAAAACCAAAAACCCUGUCUUCUUCCAGAAGCUGGACCCAGUUAAGAUGUCCGAUGGGUCUUUCACCCUACAACUGGAUGUUGACGAAGUGUACACUCUCUCCACCAUAACUACAGCUCAGAAAGGAGCGUUUCCUGACCCGCCCUCCUCUGCUCCCUUCCCCAAAAAGUAUCAGGAUGACUUCAAUACCAAAAACCCUCCGUUCUCAGAGGCCCCAGACUUUGCCGAUCAGACUGGAGUUUUCGAGUACUUCAUGAAUCUCACUGAUCCUGGCCCACAUACGUAUACCUUGCGUCAGGUGGUCACCCAGCGCCCAAUUACCUGGGUGGCAGAUGCGGAUCAGACCAUCAGUGUCAUUGGAGAUUUCUCCUGGCAGAAUAUCACAGUUACCUGUGACGUCUUCAUUGAAAAGGCCAAAACUGGGGGUGUGUUCAUUGCUGCUAGAGUGGACAAUGGAGGAAGUGAUGUCAGAACCACCAAAGGGAUUUUCUUCUGGGUUUCUGCUGACGGCACGUACAAAGUCACCAGUGACAUACAGGGAACGACCAUUCUUACUGAGGGUAAAUCAGGAACGUCAUCUGAUAGUUGGUACACACUGUCCCUUUCAAUCAAGGGUGAUACCGCCUCAGGGAUGCUGAAUGGAUCAUCACUUUGGAAGACUGCUGUGGUGUCUGGGAAGGUGCCUAAGAAUGGAUGGGCUGCCAUCGGGACCAGUUCAUUUGAGCUUGCGCAGUUUGAUAAUUUCUCAAUAGAGGCAGAGUGAUUCUACUUAUUCGACCCCUCUAUGAUAGAUUCACCUUUCCCUUGAAUACUUAAAUUCAGAUUUUCUGAAAUUUAGCCGUGCAAUAAUAUGCAUGUUUUAUAGGUUAGAUCAAUCACAAUAAUUGGCAAACCUCUGUUAAUGCAUCACCCAAGAAAUGAUUCCCAUUCAUGUCUGCACUUUGAGACCACUUGUCAUUCAAGUAAUUUAGGGAUGUGCACAUUUUAUGCGAGAUUGUUAUGUUUACAGCUUCAAGGCCAAAGUGCAAUCUACUGUUGCAUGAUGUGAUGCUGAUGCGUUGAUGCUUUUUAACCCAACGUUGGGCAAUGGCUCUACUUGUCAUGCAUUUGAAAAACAUUUUAUAGAUCUUUUUAAAGUGCCUCAAUGUUGAAAUGUCUUAAAUGAAAUCUUGAAGUGUCGAAUGUCCUGCUUUUUUGUAUUAAUACUGUGAAAAUGUAAACACAUUUUAUGCCUUAAUUUAACAGUGUGUGUGUGAUUCAAUUGUUUUUUCUAUGAUGGUGAAAUAAACAUGAAAUCAAAAGUAA